Messenger RNA from Bicyclus anynana (squinting bush brown), 4562 nucleotides. RefSeq names its product zinc finger protein 84-like. Gene Ontology annotation, biological process: regulation of transcription by RNA polymerase II. Bases 1002 to 3596 code for a protein of 864 amino acids. NCBI's taxonomy places the organism in Eukaryota, Metazoa, Arthropoda, Insecta, Lepidoptera, Nymphalidae. Gene Ontology annotation, cellular component: nucleus. Gene Ontology annotation, molecular function: RNA polymerase II cis-regulatory region sequence-specific DNA binding; zinc ion binding; DNA-binding transcription factor activity, RNA polymerase II-specific. The record is from RefSeq and is a predicted model, not a curated record. The transcript is spliced from 8 exons.
AAACAAAAUAUUAUUUCAAAAUCAUAUUUCGUAGCGCGAAGAUCUUCACUAUUUGAGUUUGUCCGAUUGAUGAAAUAUCACGAAUUUUGUCGCCGAAGUUUGGACGAAACUGAAACUUCGGUCCCUCUCAUCCCGCAUUCUACUCGGCUCCCAGCGCAAGCGAUAGUUUGCCAGAUUGAGCUCCAGUGACUGACUGCUUUUUUGCCCGGACCUUACUACGCCCAUGGCUACAGGACCGUUAGAGUAUGUUAAAAAUGAUGACCUAUGUUUGGGUUUUCUUAUCACGGCAAGACCGUGCAAAAUUCAAAAAAUUUUCAAGUAUUCUCGUUUAAACAAUGUAACCACCAGUUCUAAAAAUGAGUCUGCAAGUAAUGAAUUAUUAUUGAACUAUGGAUAAAAUAUAGGGUAUAUGACAACAUUCAAAUUCUAAACGGAUGAUAGAAACACGUUAGAUCAUGGUCAUUCACUUUUGAGGUAAGGGUAACGUCUAGCAAGGCAGGUCCUCAGGUAGUUGAUCUGAGAAUAUACAGAUAUACAUAGAAGGUAGCGUAAGUAUUUUUUUGACGUCUCUUUGUCGUCUAUCGUCUGUGGUAUAUUUACGUGAGUAGUGACUAACUCUUUGGUUUAUUUUUCCAUUUAUUUUUAUUAAUCUUGGUUACAAAAAAAGUAACAGUAAAAAGGGUGUGCCGUGUGACUGUAUAAUAUUAUUACUAAAAUCAAAAUUAAUCUGAAAAAUCAAAGAAAUUGGUUUAUAGUUCUUUGGUUAUAUCAUUAAAAGACUACAAACGUGGUCAUAUUUAUUUUUGGUAAUGCUACAGAAAUUCCUGCCACACUGUGUCGAAACGCACCCGUGUAAACAAUUAUGGUAAAUCACAGUUCUCAGUGAUAUCAGGGCGUCUGCGUGCAACUUGGUUCCGAGCCAACGCACACAAGAGCAUCACCUGCCCGAUCCUGCUGACAUCUGCUCUCAGCACUUUACACAUGACGACUUUUAUGCAACCAUGAGUUGUGUAAAGCAGAUUCACUCUGAUGCUAUCCCUUCAACAGUGCAGAUGUGCAUGAUAUGCCUGGACACUGACAGCAAGCUGUCUCUAAUGAGUAAACACAAGUUGGAGGAGGCAUAUGAACAGCUAACUGGACUGUCUUUUCAGUUGUGUCGUGGAGGAAACCUGAAGCAAACACUCUGUGUGCUGUGUGCUCAGAGAUUGAUUAACUUCAGUAGAUUUAGAGACUUGUGCUUGAGAGCCCAUUCACUGAUGACAGACUUACUUGCACAAGAUGAAUUAAUUACAAUAAAAUAUAUAGAAUUGAUGAACUGCACAACAAAACCUCUGAAGUUUAAUUUGACACAAACCACAUUAGCAGCUGAUCACUAUGACUUGUACAUAGAUCACACUGAUGAAGAGGAACAGACAGCAGCAGAGGAAUCUGUAGUGGGAGAUGUUGCAACAGCUGUGGUAAAGACUGAAGACAAUUCCAACGACUUUAUUUCUACCGACAAUUACUCCAAUAUAAGCAUAAAGUUGGAAACAUGUUCACCAGAUAAAGAUAUAAAUGAAUCACUUCAUGCAGAAGCAGGAGCUUCCUGCACUACAGUUCCAGUACAUGUGUCUGAAACAGAGAAUUUCAUUAAGAUUGAAAGUGUUACCUUUGGAUGUACGCUUUGUUCUGAAGAGUUUAUGCGAGAGAAUGAAUACUAUGAUCACAUGAGCGAGCAUCUCAAGAAUGCUGGAGACGUGUGCGAGCCUCGUGCAGCUGUGAGCCGCAGCGGUGACUCACUCGUACUGCAGAACAAGUCAGUAUGCAACGACGCUGCAUGUGAUGCAUCACAAGUGUGCGAGCCUCGUGCAGCUGUGAGCCGCAGCGGUGACUCACUCGUGCUGCAGAACAAGUCAGUAUACAACGACGCUGCAUGUGAUGCAUCACAAGUGUGCGAGCCUCGUGCAGCUGUGAGCCGCAGCGGUGACUCACUCGUGCUGCAGAACAAGUCAGUAUACAACGACGCUGCAUGUGAUGCAUCACAAGUGUGCGAGCCUCGUGCAGCUGUGAGCCGCAGCGGUGACUCACUCGUGCUGCAGAACAAGUCAGUAUACAACGACGCUGCAUGUGAUGCAUCACAAGUGUGCGAGCCUCGUGCAGCUGUGAGCCGCAGCGGUGACUCACUCGUGCUGCAGAACAAGUCAGUAUACAACGACGCUGCAUGUGAUGCAUCACAAGUGUGCGAGCCUCGUGCAGCUGUGAGCCGCAGCGGUGACUCACUCGUGCUGCAGAACAAGUCAGUAUACAACGACGCUGCGUGUGAUGCAUCACAAGUGUGCGAGCCUCAUGCAGCUGUAAGCCGCAGCGGUGACUCACUCGUGCUGCAGAACAAGUCAGUAUACAACGACGCUGCAUGUGAUGCAUCACAAGUGUGCGAGCCUCGUGCAGCUGUGAGCCGCAGCGGUGACUCACUCGUGCUGCAGAACAAGUCAGUAUACAACGACGCUGCAUGUGAUGCAUCACAAGUGUGCGAGCCUCGUGCAGCUGUGAGCCGCAGCGGUGACUCACUCGUGCUGCAGAACAAGUCAGUAUACAACGACGCUGCAUGUGAUGCAUCACAAGUGUGCGAGCCUCGUGCAGCUGUGAGCCGCAGCGGUGACUCACUCGUGCUGCAGACCAAGACAGGGAGUCAGAGGCUGAGCGAUGAGCCUCCCCCGGCUGCAGGCUGCGCUCCGGCUAUAGUCGCUCCACUGUCCACGACACCUGCAGAAAACAACGAGAACAAAGUGCAAGCAACAGAAAUAUGCAAGUACAAAGCAAAACACAAAAGAACCCAUACUGGUGAAAAGCGUUAUUCAUGUGAGAUGUGCGACACUAAAUUUGCACGAAAAAGUGGUUUAUUGAGGCAUAUGAAAACCCACACUGGUGUAAAACCUUAUUCUUGUGAGAUGUGCGAUUAUAAAUUUGCAGUUAAGUCUAAUUUGUUACGCCAUAUGAAAACCCACAUUGAUGGAAAGCUUUACUCUUGUGAGAUUUGUAGUUAUACAAGUACAGAUAAGAGAAAUUUAUUAGUGCAUAGAACAAUCCACGCUGGUGAAAAGCCUUAUACUUGUGAGAUAUGCAAUAAUAAAUUUACACAUAAAACUAACUUGUUACAGCACAAAAGGAUUCACACUGGUGAAAAGCCGUAUUCAUGUGAGAUAUGCAAUCAUAAAUUUACAAAAAAAUUUGGUUUAUUGGUGCACAAAAGAACCCACACUGGUGAAAGGCCUUAUUCUUGUGAGAUGUGCAAUUAUACAUGUGCAGAUAAGAGAAAUUUAUUAGUGCAUAAAAGAACCCACACUGUUGAAAAGCCUUUUUCUUGUGAUAUAUGCGAUUCAGAAUUUCGACAAAAAAGCACUUUAAUAGAGCACAAAAGAACCCACACUGGUGAGAAGCCUUAUUCUUGUAAGAUGUGCGAUUAUAAAUUUGCACGAAAAGGCAGUUUAUUAAGGCAUACGAGAACCCACAGUGGUGUAAAACCUUAUCCUUGUGAGACAUGCGAUCAUAAAUUCACACGAAAAAAUCAUUUGCUGAACCAUAUGAGAAUCCACACUGAUGCAAAACCACAAGACUAAUGGUAAGAAAUAGUUCAGUCAGCUACAAGAGAACUCAUACUGGUAAAAGCUAUAGUGAGAUACGUAUGCAGCUACCAAUUUGCACUGCCAGCUGAUUUGCCCAACAUCCUGACAAACUACUUUGAAUAUCUUGUUCCUGUCCAUAUUCGGAAUGAAAAUAAAAGUCAGAUUUUUGCUAGCGUAAUAUCUUUAUUUCGACACCUAUUAUAUUAGUAUUUUAGCCUUAUAAACAUCUUAAACAGCAUUGAUAUUGGACUUAUUCAAAAUUUAAAAUUCAUUUAUUUUAAAUAGGCUCAGUUUACAAGCACUUUUGAUACAUCAGUUUGUAACGGAGUGUACGGAACCUAACAGCUCGGGCAAGGACUCCACCACUCCCUCAUACCUACAACGUUAUCAAAGGUCAGCUGUCGGCGCAGACUACGUCGGACUGACGACCCAACUCGACGAGAAACGGGGAUACAGAAGCCAGACCGCUCGAGCAAGGGCUCCACCACUACCAUAGACCGUUCCUAAAGAACCAGAUAUCGGCACAGACUGCCCAGGCGUCAACGAGUAACAUUGAGUACGGAACCCGAGCAGCACAAGCAAGAACUCCACCACUCCGGCAUUCCUGGAACGUUCUAGAAAAUCAGCCGGCGGCGCAGACUACGUCGAACGCAUGAGUCACCGACCCGUAUAUAAACUGAAAGCAGAUGCAGAAGAGAGACAUUUCGACCCUGGGUAUAAGACAGUCACGGUCAGCGGGUCGGUCACCCUUCGGGCCCAGUGUUUUCUUGUAUCCUAGGGGCGAAUGUCCACGACGUGAGCGAAGAUCCUUUUCGACCUACGGCAAAGGGGAGGAUCUGCGUCGUGUAACCGCGUUACCGCGAUUAGGUAGGAUAGUAUCAAAUCUGUAUUAGUGUGAGCGUCCGUCAUCAAGUGUCGUGUAUAAUUGUAAAGUAAUAAUAUAUCGAACAGUGUUUUGGC